Oryza sativa Japonica Group (Japanese rice) is the source of this 1092-nucleotide messenger RNA. RefSeq lists its product as uncharacterized. The record is from RefSeq and is a predicted model, not a curated record. Gene Ontology annotation, molecular function: nucleic acid binding; zinc ion binding. Lineage: Eukaryota; Viridiplantae; Streptophyta; Magnoliopsida; Poales; Poaceae.
AUGUCCGCUCCCGCCAGCGGUUCGUCUCGCACUCACCGGCGAACAGGCCGCCGGCUCUCGCCGUCUCCGCCGCGCGUGAGCGGGCGACAGCUCGUCGUGCAGCGGAUUGUUAAGGAAGAUGGCUCCGUCUACUAUCCAAUACUCAGACGCUCAAAUUACUCCGAUUGGGCGGUGUUGAUGCGAGUCAAUCUCCAGGCUCAAGGUCUGUGGGAUGCUGUCGACACCGGCGAUGUCCCGUAUCAGGAAGAUUGCCAGGCGCUUUCAGCCAUCUUGCGAGCGGUGCCGGCUGAGAUGGUCCGGCCGCUUGCCGAGAAGGACAGCGCCAAAGACGCCUGGGAUGCGCUCAAAUCCAUGCGAGAUCUGACUGGCCGGCUUCUCACCGUCGACGAUCACCCCGACUCUGAUGGCGAGGACGCGGGUCAGGUGCUCUUCAGCGAAAAGGAGGCCCCUGCUCACUCAAACAAGGAAGCUGGGCAGAACUCAGCCGGGGGGAGGGCGUCCAGCUCACGGCAACCACACCGCAGCAGGCGCGAGCGCGACGGCAACGGCUCCGACGGCAAGUCAGGUUCGUCCCAAGCGGCAAACCGCAAUGUGUCCAAGGACAAAUGCCGGUACUGUGGCAAACUUGGUCACUGGGCCAAGGACUGUUGCAAGGCGAAGCGAGACCGCGAGAAACUGGCUCAGGCAAACCUUCUCAUCACCGAGCCUGCUCAAGCCGCGGACGAAGGGGAGCCGACACUGCUGAUGGCGCAAGUGUGCGAGCUUGCCCCUGCUACCGAUCCUGUCAUUACUGACGGGGAGGUGACACUGAAGGAGGAACGUGCUCACGUUUCUCUUCAGGAUGAAGGAAAGCCCGUUGAUCUAGACUGGAUCCUUGACACGGGCGCUUCAAAUCACAUGACGGGCUACCGUGAUGUGUUCUCCGAGCUUCACACCACCGUGCGCGGCACUGUCAAGUUUGGUGAUGCGUCGAGAGUCUGGAUUGAAGGACGAGGCAUGGUGCUGUUCGCUUGCAAGAAUGGUGACCACUGCGCGCUCACUAGCGUCUACUACAUCCCCAAGCUUCGGAGCAACAUGGUCAGCCUUGGCUAG